Messenger RNA from Colletotrichum navitas, 1874 nucleotides. Its product is annotated as homocitrate synthase. Lineage: Eukaryota; Fungi; Ascomycota; Sordariomycetes; Glomerellales; Glomerellaceae. Gene Ontology annotation, cellular component: mitochondrion. The transcript has 8 exons. The coding region runs from base 277 to 1713 and encodes 478 amino acids. Gene Ontology annotation, molecular function: homocitrate synthase activity. The record is from RefSeq and is a predicted model, not a curated record.
CCUCGGCCAUCACUGGCCAUCCCGCCCAAUCCACACCUUGUUGCGUACCGCCUCGCCUCGCCUCGCCCGGCGUGCUAUUUUUUUCUCUUUUUUACUUUCCCGUCUUUCCUUGUAUAUCUAGGUCGAUCUUCCAGCCUUUGAGUCACCUUUUUGAUUUUGUGACUCAACAGGCCUUCCGAAAUUCAGUUAUAAACUUUUGGUGCCAACCAACGUUUGGAUACGCACUCUGCAAAGAACAAACUCGCCUACACAGCAUACCGUACAUGAUCAUAUAAAAUGUGCCCUACUUCUGACGUACCGGCCUCCAAUGGCCACGCAAACGGCUCCAAUGGCGCUGCCAAUGGAGACAAGGCUAAUCACCCAGGUUACACUGCUAUUCCCACCAAGCAGAAGCACAGCAACCCCUACCAGCCGGUUGGCGAUUUCCUGAGCAAUGUCGACCGAUACAAGAUCAUUGAGUCGACUCUGAGAGAGGGCGAGCAGUUUGCCAACGCCUUCUUCGACACCGAGACCAAGAUUAAGAUCGCCAAGGCCCUCGACGACUUCGGUGUUGACUACAUCGAGCUCACCUCACCUGCUGCCUCUGAGCAGUCCCGUAGGGACUGUGAGGCCAUCUGCAAGCUCGGUCUCAAGGCCAAGAUUCUCACGCACGUCCGCUGCCACAUGGAUGAUGCACGCCUUGCUGUUGAGACCGGUGUUGACGGCGUCGAUGUCGUUAUUGGCACCUCCUCCUACCUCCGUGAACACUCCCACGGCAAGGACAUGACAUACAUCAUCAACACCGCCAUUGAGGUCAUCAAGUUCGUCAAGUCCAAGGGUCUCGAGAUCCGCUUUUCAUCCGAAGACUCCUUCCGUUCCGACCUCGUCGAUCUGCUUUCCGUUUACAGCGCCGUCGACAAGGUUGGUGUGCAUAGAGUCGGUAUUGCCGACACCGUCGGCUGCGCCAGCCCCAGACAGGUCUACGACCUUGUCCGCACCCUGAGAGGCGUCGUCAGCUGCGACAUCGAGACUCAUUUCCACAACGAUACCGGAUGCGCCAUUGCCAACGCCUACUGCGCUCUCGAGGCCGGUGCUACCCAUAUCGACACCUCUGUCAUUGGCAUUGGUGAGCGUAACGGUAUCACCCCCCUUGGAGGUCUCAUGGCUCGUAUGAUCGUCGCCGCCCCUGAGUACACCAAGUCGAAGUACAAGUUGCACAAGCUCAAGGAGUUGGAAGACCUCGUUGCCGAGGCUGUUGAGAUCAACAUUCCCUUCAACAACUACAUCACUGGUUUCUGCGCCUUCACUCACAAGGCCGGUAUCCACGCCAAGGCCAUCCUUAACAACCCUAGCACAUAUGAGAUCAUCAACCCUGCCGACUUCGGCAUGAGCAGAUACGUCCACUUCGCCUCAAGGUUGACGGGAUGGAACGCUAUCAAGAGCCGUGUUGAGCAGCUUGGCUUGACCAUGACCGACGCUCAGAUCAAAGUCGUCACUCAGAAGAUCAAGGCCCUAGCAGACGUCAGGCCGAUUGCCAUCGACGAUGCAGACUCGAUUAUUCGUACCUUCCACUUGAAUAUCACGGAGGGUGAAGAGAAGCCGCUGCUGCCGAACAUGACUGCCGAGGAGCAGGCCAAAUUUGAGAAGGCGGAGAGGGAACUUGCUAGCGAGCCAGAGAAGCGUGCUUUGGACCAAGCCGCUGAGGAGCCCGCUGCUAAGAAGGUCAAGGCGUAAAUAAUGUUUUCAGGAUGCGUAUUGGGACACCAAAAAAAUCGGGGCAGCUGCUUGUACAACCAUAGAGCGAAGAGCUACAAAAGUGUUUAGUACAGAUAUCUCAUCAACGAAGAAACGUUCAAACUUGAUUUGACGUUAGUUAUUUAUAUAUGUCCUCCAGG